AUGUCAGAAUCAUUACCAAAAGUCGAAAUCUUACAAGAAGGAGAUGGUAAAACAUUUGCUAAACCAGGAGAUACAAUAACAAUUCAUUACGAUGGUACAUUAACUAAUGGGAAAGAAUUUGAUAGUUCUAAGAAAAGAGGUAAACCAUUUACUUGUACCAUUGGAGUGGGACAAGUAAUUAAAGGUUGGGAUAUUUCAUUGACUAAUAAUUAUGGAAAAGGAGCAAGUUCCUUACCUGAAAUUUCAAAGGGAACGAAAGCUUUAUUGACAAUUCCUCCGGAAUUAGGUUAUGGAAAUAGAGGAUUCCCUGGUUUAAUUCCUGCUAAUUCUACAUUAGUUUUUGAAGUUGAAUUGUUGAAUGUUAAUGGUAAAUAA
Messenger RNA from Lodderomyces pseudojiufengensis, 375 nucleotides. RefSeq names its product peptidylprolyl isomerase (gene RBP1). Gene Ontology annotation, molecular function: peptidyl-prolyl cis-trans isomerase activity. The transcript has a single exon. Lineage: Eukaryota; Fungi; Ascomycota; Pichiomycetes; Serinales; Debaryomycetaceae. Bases 1 to 375 code for a protein of 124 amino acids. The record is from RefSeq and is a predicted model, not a curated record.